CCGCCCAAACCGCGGGAGUUGACUCCUGGGAAACUCAUCUAAAGGGGCGGGGAGCAGCGGGACCUUUCUUGACUCGCGACCAGGUGGCGGUCAGAUUGUAUGAGGCUUAGCCUGGAACCUCUUAAGGCAUGACUCCACCCCGAGAAGGUGCUUUCAAGGACACCGCAGAAGCAGACUGCCUCGCCAGAUGCCCGCUGUUCCCUAGGGGUCUGAGGAGAAACCUUUUACUCCCAAAAAUGACAGCCGUAUUCUCUAGCUACAACAUCCCACUCCUAGGCUGUUUAUUUCUUUUGCCGGUUUCAUUUUAGGAAAUGCGAGCAUUACUACAGAACUCUGAGGAAACCGGCUGUAAAAUUUGCAUAUUUAACGAGAAGCGGUGCAAGUGCUCAGUACUGCUUCAACGACUGAUGACAGCCAUCUAUAGCGCCGGGUACCAGAGGGACAGUACCUCGCCGGACGGAAGAAAAUUCCGAGGCUAAGCGCGCAGCCCGGAGGGGGCGGGGCCAUCGGCCGCCCCGCCCCCGGCCCUUUGUGACGUAGAACAAUGCCUGCCACGAGUCGGAACUGAGCUGCCUUUGCCUCUGGAAGCAAGUGACACGCGUGAAGGAACGCAGUUGUCAUCUGGGGCCAAUUUCAGGAAUCAUGCAGUUUUUAUUCAGGUUAAUCGUUUUCUUUUAUGUAUGGGGCAUUUGGGGGGCUCAGGGACAAAAGCAAGAGGAGAGCACAGAGGAAGUGAAAAUAGAAGUUGUGCAUCGUCCAGAAAAUUGUUCCAAGACAAGCAAGAAGGGAGACCUGCUAAAUGCCCAUUACGAUGGCUACUUGGCUAAAGACGGUUCGAAAUUCUACUGCAGCCGCACACAAAAUGAAGGCCACCCCAAAUGGUUUGUUCUUGGUGUUGGGCAAGUCAUAAAAGGCCUAGACAUUGCGAUGAUGGAUAUGUGCCCUGGAGAGAAGCGAAAAGUGAUUAUACCCCCUUCAUUUGCAUAUGGAAAGGAAGGUUAUGCAGAAGGCAAGAUCCCACCUGAUGCAACAUUGAUUUUUGAGAUUGAACUUUAUGCUGUGACCAAAGGACCACGAAGCAUUGAAACAUUUAAACAGAUAGACAUGGACAAUGAUAGGCAACUCUCUAAAACUGAGGGUAUUAGUAAGGACCUUCUCCUGAAGGUCCUUUGCUGCUCACCAGUGGAAGAGGAAUAUGUGAAUGUGAACAUACCCCAUUCCUGAAGAAGGAGGACAAUUAGAGGUCUGGAAAAUUCAUCCCAGUAUGUGCUUUGCGUUGACUCCGUAUGACUUGUAGAGUGAACAGCAGCAGAUGAAUUCACAUGAGACCCAAGAGCUCAGCCUGUGCACACAGACCAUUCAUUAUCAACUGCACCCAAAAAGGCAUGUUCUGCGGUAUGAACACUCCCUCAGGAGACCUUAUGAGAUCUUUAGUUUUUUCGGGAAAAUAAAAGUAGAGAAAGUCCAAAAACA
Felis catus (domestic cat) is the source of this 1473-nucleotide messenger RNA. RefSeq names its product FKBP prolyl isomerase 7 (gene FKBP7). Gene Ontology annotation, molecular function: calcium ion binding; peptidyl-prolyl cis-trans isomerase activity. Bases 643 to 1224 code for a protein of 193 amino acids. The record is from RefSeq and is a predicted model, not a curated record. The transcript has 4 exons. NCBI's taxonomy places the organism in Eukaryota, Metazoa, Chordata, Mammalia, Carnivora, Felidae.